Molecule: messenger RNA, 1560 nt
Organism: Fusarium keratoplasticum
Lineage: Eukaryota; Fungi; Ascomycota; Sordariomycetes; Hypocreales; Nectriaceae
Exons: 5
Coding region: 1-1560 (519 amino acids)
Source: RefSeq, a predicted model, not a curated record
AUGACACGCCUCUCCCACUGGCUUCUUGCAUCCAUCUGCCUCCUCGGGCUAUCCCAGGCAAAGCCCGUUGACAGCCGUCUCAACACCCGAGCAGACACGAUCAAAUGGAAGAAUUGUGUCCUCAGAAAGAACCAGACUCUUCCCAGACAAUGUGCCAAGCUCAAGGUACCCCUCGACUACACCGACCCAGAUAACAAGAAGGGAGUCGCCCUCGACCUCACAAAGAUCGAGGCGCUCAAGAAACCUUCGAAAGGCUCCAUCCUCAUCAACUUUGGAGGUCCUGGAGAACCUGCACGUGCCAGUCUCACGUCGAACUCGGCGGCCUUGAUAUUGCUGGGCCUUGACGGGAGUGGAACUGGAGAUACGCUCACCUUCUCAUGCUUUGCCACAGACUUGGAGAGGAUACAGUUCGGAAAUGGCCCGUCCAAACCCGUCGCUGGCGCGUUUCCUCUCGCAAGAGGCCAAAACUGGGCCUCGAGUGAGAUCUUUGCCGAGACAUGCGCCCUCAAACAGAACAAGACUGGUCAAUUCCUCGGUACAUCUUUCGUCGCUCGGGAUAUGAUGCAGAUCGUUGAUGCUUUGGACGAGGACGGCAUGCUGCGCUACUGGGGAAUGUCUUAUGGCACCUAUCUUGGCGCCGUGGCAGCCAACAUGUUUCCUGACAAGAUUGAUAAGAUGAUGCUUGACGCUGUUGUCAAUCCCUUUGACUGGCGCAUCAACCAUGACUUUGAGUCUCUUGUAGAUACAGAUGCGACCUUUAGCAGAUUCUGUCAAGAAUGUGUCGAAGCACGGGACAUCUGCCCUCUCGCCGGCAAACUCAACGCCCAAGACCUCGAGAAGAAGCUAUACAAGUUCUUUGACGAUCUUCGGCUCGAGCCCAUCGUGUUCCAGGGCACAAUAAUCGACUAUAGGUGGAUCAAGGCGUUGCUGUAUGCUAACCUCAAAAUGCCCGAGACAUGGCAGAUAAUGUCGAGGCUUCUUGAUGCCAUGAUGAAGCGAGACCCGGAGCUGCUUGAGGCGGCGCUAACUGCAAUGUCGGAAGGGCGCGGCGGUGGCGGUAGCGGCAUUACCAAGGAGUCUCUUUGGGGUAUUCGCUGCAGCGAUAUGACCGGGCAGACUGAUGAUAUUCACGACAUCAUCCCUAUACUGAACAAACGGUGGGAUACAAGCAGAUUCGCCGCCGACACUCUUGAAGACGCCGUCAUGCGAUGCUCGAGGUGGAAACUCCCAGCCAAGGAACGAUACGAGGGCGACUUCAAGGCCAAGACGAAGAACCCGGUGCUCGUUAUCGGACAGACUGCUGACCCCAUUACUCCCCUGGCGUCAGCGCGCAACCUCACCGGGGCCCUUGAGGGCAGCGUGCUUCUCGAGUUUGACAUCCCCGGCCAUUCAAUUCUCCGCCGAAGCUCUGAGUGUGUUAUCAAGGCUACCGCAGCUUACUGGAGCGAGGGCAAGCUUCCCAAGAAUAACACGGUCUGCAAGUCCGAGGUUGAGCCUUUUUCGACCGACUCAGGCUGGCCUGAGAUGAUCAAGAAGCUUGGCAUGGGCCCCAAAGAAUAG